This is a messenger RNA of Polyodon spathula (Mississippi paddlefish), 1437 nucleotides long. RefSeq names its product alpha-1,3-mannosyl-glycoprotein 4-beta-N-acetylglucosaminyltransferase C-like. Lineage: Eukaryota; Metazoa; Chordata; Actinopteri; Acipenseriformes; Polyodontidae. Bases 4 to 1437 code for a protein of 477 amino acids. The record is from RefSeq and is a predicted model, not a curated record. Gene Ontology annotation, biological process: protein N-linked glycosylation. Gene Ontology annotation, molecular function: acetylglucosaminyltransferase activity. The transcript is spliced from 3 exons.
GUGAUGAGGCUGUUGUGGAAGUUCUUGGAUAAAAUGAGGUGUUUUCGGAAGCGCUUGACUAUCCCUUUUUUGGGGAUCCUUAUUACAUGUCUCCUUUUUGUAAACCUGUAUAUGGAGGAUGGGUAUGUUUUGGAAGAGGAUAAGAGGCAGCUGCGGGAAACACCAAUACAUCAGCUUAACUCAGAAAAAUAUGUCCACACAUUUAAAGAUUUGUGCAACUUCUCAGGUGCAAUAAAUGUUACCUAUCGCUAUCUUGCUGGUUCACCUUUACCUAGAAAAAGAUACCUAACAAUAGGGUUGUCAUCUGUCAAAAGGAAAAGAGGAAAUUAUCUACUAGAAACAAUCAAAUCUAUCUUUGAUCAGUCCAGCUAUGAGGAACUGAAGGAGAUUGUUGUGGUUGUUCAUCUUGCAGAGUUUGAUCUGGCUUGGUGUGAAAGCUUAGUCCAGGAUAUCACCAGAAAGUUUGCCCACCACGUUAUAGCCGGGAGGCUACUGGUUAUCCAUGCUCCAGAGGAGUACUAUCCAGUUUUAGAUGGGCUUAAGAGAAACUACAAUGACCCAGAGGAUCGUGUCAGGUUUAGAUCAAAACAAAAUGUAGACUAUGCUUUCCUUUUAAACUUUUGCAGCAAUCUCUCGGAUUACUACAUGAUGCUUGAGGAUGACAUCCGUUGCUCAAAAAACUUUUUAACUGCCAUGAAAAAAGUUGUUACCUCAAGAGAAGGAUCAUACUGGGUGACCCUAGAGUUUUCUAAGCUGGGAUACAUUGGAAAACUUUAUCACUCCAAUGAUCUUCCUCGACUGGCCCGCUUCCUGUUGAUGUUCUACCAAGAGAUGCCUUGCGACUGGCUUCUCAUCCAUUUCCGGGGACUUCUCGCACAGAAGGAUGUCAUUCGUUUCAAGCCAUCUCUGUUUCAACAUAUGGGGUACUAUUCCUCUUACAAAGGAGCUGAAAAUAAAUUAAAGGAUGAUGAUUUUGAAGAAGACUCCUUUGAUAUUCCUGAUAACCCACCUGCCAGUCUGUAUACAAAUAUCAAUGUUUUUGAAAACUAUGAUGCCACCAAAGCUUAUAGUAGUGUGGACGAGUACUUCUGGGGCAAAUCACUUUCCACUGGAGACUUCUUCAUAAUUGUGUUUGAUAAAUCAGCAAAAAUCACCAAGAUAAAAAUUAUCACCGGAACGGAUGAACGGCAAAAUGAUAUUUUGCAUCAUGGAGUGUUAGAAGUUGGAGAGAAAGUGAUUGGGACCAAAAAAGGCAAGAAAUGUUCCACUUACAUAACCUUAGGAGAAUUUAAGAAUGGGCAAGUUGAAGCCCAGGAAAUACAACAUAAAAUUACAUUUGACAUUGAAUGUGUAAGAAUUGUUGUCACAGCCAGUCAAAAAGAGUGGUUGAUAAUAAAAAGUAUAAGCCUCUGGACUACACAGCCGCCAAAUCAAUAA